AAUUAAUUCCGUCCAAGGAAUCUCUUCCUGGUCAGGUAAUUCUCUCGUAGUUCAGUUGUAGCCGUUGAGACUUGGGAGGCAGGCGACAUGGGUGGCGGGAAGGACGACGGCCACGAUCCCUCCAAGGCGGACAAGGGAUUCCACGGAGGAGGGUACCCGGCCGCCGGUGGAUACUACGGCGGCCAGUACCCCGGCGGCGGCUACCCUGCUCCACCGGGCGGCGGUGCGUACCCUCCCGGGCCUGGGUACCCGGUACCACCUGGUGGGUACCCGCCUCCGGGUGGCUACCCUCAGCCUGGCGGAUACCCGCCGUCGCACGGGGCGUACCCGGCGCCGGGUGCAGGCGCGUAUCCUCCCAGCGGGUACCCCCAUCAACCGGUCUACCCACAGCCUGGCUAUCCAUCGAUGCCCGGUCAUGGUGGCAUGUACGGAGGAGGCCACGGUGCAGGGGGCUCUGCAGGCCACGGGGCGAUGCUGGCCGGAGGUGCCGCGGCGGCGUACGGAGCUCACACGGUGUCCCACUCCCACGGGAUGUACGGCCACGGCCACGGACACGGCAAGUUCAAGCAUGGCAAGUUCAAGCACGGCAAGUUUGGCAAGCACAAGAAGAUGUUUGGCAAGCACAAGAAUAUGUUCGGCCGCAAGUGGAAGUGAUUAACGUACAGCUUAAUCCGAUUCUGGACGAGCAGACGUAUAUAUAUACACUGGAGUCCAGAAUGCUAAGUUAUGCUAUUUUGAUUAUGAUUCGAAUACGGGAGGUUGUUAGGGUUGUGGAAGUACGUACUGACGGCUGCCUGUAAGCUUUGUUGGAGUUGUUCUUGCCGUGUUGGCAGUCCGAAUUAAUUUAACCAUCGGUUGUGUCGAACAGCAUCUCCAGCUGCCGACAAAUAGACGAGAGUGAUCAAAGUUUUUUUUAAAAAAAAAAUCAACAUCGUCGUAUAUUUG
Messenger RNA from Zea mays, 945 nucleotides. RefSeq names its product glycine-rich protein A3. The record is from RefSeq and is marked validated. NCBI's taxonomy places the organism in Eukaryota, Viridiplantae, Streptophyta, Magnoliopsida, Poales, Poaceae.